AUGGUUACUGUACAAGUAUAUGCGGAUAGUAAACCACUGACUAUACCCGUAUCUACGCCCUAUAAAUCGUUUAGGAAUUCUAGGAAAUGGAACGAGUGGUUGGAGUUGCCAAUCAAAUUCAGUCAGCUGCCCCUAACAUCGCAGUUGGCUAUCACCAUCUGGGACUACUCAGGAGGCAAAGAUUUAGUGUGUUAUGGUGGUACAACGGUCAAGUUGUUUCAGAGUACAGACUGUACGAUAAAAACAGGACGACAGAAGUUAAAGGUCUGGCUUGACAGAGAAGCAGAUGGACAUAGUAACAGCACGACGGAUAGUACCAUUGUCUCGGAACAGGAAAUGGACAGGCUUGAGAAGCUGAUUAAAAAGCAUGAAGCGGGAGAUUUACCCAUGGUGGACUGGCUGGAUAAUUUAACAUUUCGCAAGAUUGAACAAAUUAAUAAGAACCAGCGGCCAAAUAAUGAGCAUGAGAAUAUUCUCUAUGUGGAUUUGGUACAAUUCGACUUUCCAGUAGUAUUUUCCGACAUCGAAUAUUCUGUUUAUGGCAACGGUUUGCAUGGAUAUGUGAAUCAACGACGUGCCAUUAAUAGCACACCAGCAAGUGCCGGUUUAAAUAGCGACUUGAAUAAUGAACAAGCAGCAAUACAUCCGUCUAAUGCUAAACAACUUAGUGGUGCUACGACUCCUAUACCAGCACCUCUUCCAGUUAAAAAAGCAGAAAGUGCAAAGUCCCUAAUCAUAGUAAAUGAUCCAGAGCAAAAUCGCGAAAAUCCAAUUGAGUCGAAAUAUAGACGACUAGUGCGAAAUCACAAGUCCAAUCAGUUCGACCAAGAAUUAAAACCGAACGCUAAGAUCAGAGAUGAGUUGAAUGUAAUUAUCAACUCUCCAGUACAGGAACUUACGGUAGACGAGAAGAACUUGUUGUGGAAGUUUAGGUACUAUUUAACCCGUCACAAACAGGCACUUACUAAGUUCCUACAAGCUGUCAGUUGGGAAGAUGCUGUGGAAGCACGUCAAGCUGUGGAAAUGUUACCCCGUUGGGCAGAAAUUGGGGUAGAUGAUGCUUUAGAGCUGUUGGGACCUGCAUUCACCGAUCCAAAUGUACGGUUGCAUGCAGUCAAUAGACUCCGCAAAGCCAACGAUCAAGAAUUGGAAUUAUAUUUAUUACAACUAGUAGAAGCACUCAAGUUCGAAUAUCAGCCAAAGGAAAUUAUCAACAAACCAGGCACUUCGUCAGCACAUAGAAACCAAGCUCCUGUAGCACAAAAGGCGCAUUUGGCAGGGUUUUUGAUUGGACGAGCCGUCAAAAAUCCAAUUCUUGGUAACUAUUUCUACUGGUAUUUGGCGGUCGAAGCGCAAGAAAAAACUGAAACUGCUGAAACUAUUUUCCAGCCUAUAUUGAAUCAGUUUCUUUUAUCUUUGCAAAGUCAACCGCCUGCUCCUGGUAGUGACUUGCCGCCUACAGAAAUAUUGCGAGCGCAAAUCAAGCUCAUGCGAAAGCUUCUUGAUGUAGCAAGAAACAUUCGACAAUCAAAAGAAGCCCGACCAAAGAAAGUAAGUAAAUUACGUGCGUACCUUGCAGAAUCAAAAACUGGGCUUGUGUCGUUCCCACCGAUUGCUCUACCACUCAAUCCAACCGUUAAGGUAGUGGGCUGCAUUCCCGAAGACUCCAACGUAUUUAAGAGUAGUCUGUCGCCUAUUAAGGUGACAUUAAAGGCUGAAGAUGGCUCUUUAUAUCCUAUAAUUCUCAAGUCAGGUGAUGACUUGAGACAGGAUCAGCUAGUCAUUCAGAUCAUCACGCUUAUGGAUCAAUUACUACGCAACGAAAAUCUCGACCUCAAGCUUACCCCGUAUCGCAUCCUAGCUACAGCUACUAAAGAAGGAGCAUUACAAUUUGUUCCGAAUGAAACAAUUGCUCAUGUUUUGGCAGAGUAUCAUGGCAUUCUUCCAUAUCUUCGCAAUCAUAACCCCGACGAGUCGAAUGAGUUGAAGAUCAAGCCUGAAGCGAUGGAUACAUUUGUUCGAUCUUGUGCUGGCUAUUGUGUCAUCACUUAUAUCCUUGGUGUAGGAGACCGGCAUUUGGAUAAUCUUCUUAUUUGUCCUGAUGGCCAUUUCUUCCACGCUGAUUAUGGCUAUAUUCUAGGUCGAGACCCCAAGCCGUUUCCACCAAUGAUGAAGCUUCCAUAUCAACUCAUUGAAGGAAUGGGUGGUGCUUCGUCAGAAAACUAUGACAAAUUCCGAAGCUACUGCUUCACUGCAUACACCACAUUGCGUAAAUCGGCCAAUUUGAUUCUCAGUUUGUUUGCUCUUAUGACGGAGUCAUCCAUUCCAGAUAUCAUGUUUGAGCGUGAAAAGGCUGUUCAAAAAGUCAAAGAGAAGUUCUGUCUUGAAAUGACCGAGGCAGAAGCAAUGAUCCAUUUCCAGAACCUCAUUAAUGCAUCUGUCAACUCGCUGGUACCAAUCAUGAUUGACAGACUCCACAGUCUUGCCCAGUACUGGAGGGCAUAG
Messenger RNA from Sugiyamaella lignohabitans, 2505 nucleotides. RefSeq names its product phosphatidylinositol 3-kinase VPS34 (gene VPS34). The record is from RefSeq and is a predicted model, not a curated record. Bases 1 to 2505 code for a protein of 834 amino acids. Gene Ontology annotation, biological process: phosphatidylinositol-mediated signaling; autophagy of peroxisome; phosphatidylinositol-3-phosphate biosynthetic process. Lineage: Eukaryota; Fungi; Ascomycota; Dipodascomycetes; Dipodascales; Trichomonascaceae. Gene Ontology annotation, molecular function: 1-phosphatidylinositol-3-kinase activity. Gene Ontology annotation, cellular component: phagophore assembly site; phosphatidylinositol 3-kinase complex, class III, type II; peroxisome. The transcript has a single exon.